Molecule: messenger RNA, 948 nt
Organism: Cercopithifilaria johnstoni
Lineage: Eukaryota; Metazoa; Nematoda; Chromadorea; Rhabditida; Onchocercidae
Source: the annotation of a GenBank genome assembly
AUGCUUCGAUAUUCACUUUUCUAUCUUAUCUUUUAUUUGGAUUUUUUCAUAUUACCAGCAACAUUGAAUAAAAUUGAUAUACGACGAGAAAUGGAUCAUCACUCGAAAUAUCCAUACAAACAUUUUGGUCAACAUUAUGAAUACAUUUAUGAAACACCUUCUUCACCUGAUCAGAAACCUAAAUUUCGGCUUUCAUAUGAUUCAAUCGGUGAUGAUACUGAUAUAACACGAACAAUUAAGCGAAUAAACAAUUUAACAAAUCAUAAACCAAAAAAACAUUGGCAAUCAAAUUUUUUAAAUGCUCAACAAUUUCAGGAAAAAUAUUUUAUUCAUCAAAGAAAAAAUUCCGACACCGCGAAUUUUCCACAAACAAUCAAUAAUAUAUAUAUGAAAAAUGGAUGGAAAGAAAAUGAAAAUGCUCGAAAGCGUAUGCAAGAAGAAUAUGAAAUUAUACGUCAAUUAGUUAAUGAUAUCUUUGAACAAGCACAGGAGGAAAUGUCAAGAUAUCCAACUUUCGAUGUUUCGCGUUUCCGGAAAAUAUUUUCCUCAGCAACCGAUAUGUCAGCACCGUUAUCAGAAAAUUAUUUUUCCAGAAGAAGAGAAAAUCCGACUUAUGAUUCCGAUAGAUUUCGGUCAGUGAAAGGAAAAGACAAAAAUAUUCACCAAAAAUUUCACACGCAUUCGUCGCAGAAGCAAUAUAACAAGCAUAGGAUGCCGGAAAAUGCGAGACAUAAAAUAAAAACUAAUAAAGAGCGGCUCAAAGAUAUGAUAAGGCAUUUGACAAAUAAUGGUUCCUUAAAACAGCUUCGAAAUGAUGCCAGUUAUCAAUUAUUUGGUAUAUUGCCUAAAUUUGAUCCAAGAUUUCCGUUUGAUCGAGCGUACAAACUAAUGGACGACCUACGACCACCAGAAAUAUUGAAAUUUCCAUCGAUCAAUUUUAAUAAUUAA